This is a messenger RNA of Choloepus didactylus (southern two-toed sloth), 921 nucleotides long. RefSeq names its product ribosomal protein S2 (gene RPS2). The record is from RefSeq and is a predicted model, not a curated record. Gene Ontology annotation, molecular function: RNA binding; structural constituent of ribosome. Lineage: Eukaryota; Metazoa; Chordata; Mammalia; Pilosa; Megalonychidae. Bases 4 to 885 code for a protein of 293 amino acids. Gene Ontology annotation, cellular component: cytosolic small ribosomal subunit; ribosome. Gene Ontology annotation, biological process: translation. The transcript has 7 exons.
CAAAUGGCGGAUGACGCCGGUGCUGCGGGAGGCCCCGGGGGCUCCGGGGGCCCUGGAAUGGGAGGCCGCGGCGGCUUCCGUGGAGGCUUCGGCAGCGGGGUCCGGGGCCGGGGCCGCGGCCGUGGUCGGGGCCGGGGCCGAGGCCGCGGAGCUCGCGGCGGCAAGGCGGAGGACAAGGAGUGGCUCCCUGUCACCAAGCUGGGCCGUUUGGUCAAGGACAUGAAGAUCAAGUCCCUGGAGGAGAUUUAUUUGUUCUCUCUGCCCAUCAAGGAGUCAGAGAUCAUCGAUUUUUUCCUGGAAACGUCCCUCAAGGAUGAGGUUUUGAAAAUCAUGCCUGUGCAGAAGCAGACGCGUGCUGGCCAGCGGACCAGGUUCAAGGCCUUUGUCGCCAUCGGGGAUUACAACGGCCACGUAGGGCUGGGUGUGAAGUGCUCCAAGGAGGUGGCCACUGCCAUCCGCGGGGCCAUCAUCCUGGCCAAGCUCUCCAUCGUCCCUGUGCGGCGGGGCUACUGGGGGAACAAGAUCGGCAAGCCCCACACUGUCCCUUGCAAGGUGACGGGGCGCUGUGGCUCUGUGCUGGUGCGCCUCAUACCCGCUCCCAGAGGCACUGGCAUCGUCUCGGCUCCUGUGCCCAAGAAGCUGCUGAUGAUGGCCGGAAUCGAUGACUGCUACACCUCGGCCAGGGGCUGCACGGCCACCCUGGGCAACUUUGCCAAGGCCACCUUCGAUGCCAUCUCCAAGACCUACAGCUAUCUCACCCCUGACCUCUGGAAAGAGACCGUGUUCACAAAGUCUCCCUAUCAGGAGUUCACCGACCAUCUGGUGAAGACCCACACCAGGGUGUCCGUGCAGAGGACCCAGGCCCCCGCUGUGGCCACCACAUAGGCUCUUGUGAGGAAAAUAAACGUUUGUGUUCACUGA